Penaeus monodon (black tiger shrimp) is the source of this 502-nucleotide messenger RNA. Its product is annotated as cuticle protein AM1199-like. The record is from RefSeq and is a predicted model, not a curated record. NCBI's taxonomy places the organism in Eukaryota, Metazoa, Arthropoda, Malacostraca, Decapoda, Penaeidae. Gene Ontology annotation, molecular function: structural constituent of chitin-based larval cuticle. Gene Ontology annotation, cellular component: chitin-based extracellular matrix.
AUAUCAUGUAUAAAAUCUAUUGCAAGAUGGUCAGCUGUAGACUAACGCAUAUCCGUGCAUGACGAACUCAAAAAGACAAGAAAAAAAGACUUGAAGUAGUGAUUACAGAAAGAUUAGCAUGACCUUGCUGUAGGUGGUGUGUGUAUAUAUAUUUCCUCUCCAAGCUGUAUUCUCAUAACAUCUUCGGAACCUCUACAAAGCACCAUGAAGAUCGCCGUCUUAUCCUGCCUGGUGGCCGCCGUCUGCUGUGCCCCUCAGUUCCAGAGACCCAGCCUUCAGGAUCGGGAUUUCAUCGCUAUCCUCAGCGACGAGCGGCAGGAUCAGGGUGACGGGUCCUUCGCCUACGUCUUCGAGGCGGCAAACGGGAUCAGGGAGAAUCGCGUAGGAAGCGUAGGAUCCAAAGGGCAGAGCAACAUGCAAGGGACUUAUCUGUUCCCUCUCCCCGACGGUACCUUCGCCGAGGUUCGCUACGUCGCCGACGAGUUCGGAUUCCGCGCCGAAU